GCAUCCCUCUGUGAUGUGCUACCACCCAUCCCCCGGGGAGCCACGCAGGCAUCUGUGGACUUCAGCUCCCAGGAGACCUUUCGGAGCAGAGGCCCUGAUAGUUUAUGGGAAGUGCGGGUUAUUUCCUCCGGGCCACCUGGCGGCCAGGUAUGGCCCUGUCUCAGGCUCCUCCCUCACCUGGGGCAGUCCCUGCUCUGCUGGUCCUAGAGACGGGAACAGAUCCGCGGCUGGGGCCAUUGAAGAGAGCCCGAUGUGGGAACAGGAGGCCUGGGCCUCCUCUGGGGGAUGGCCGGCACCCCGGGAGACCAGAACAGGUCCAUCGCUGUCCUCUGUGCUUAAUGAGCUCCCCAGUGCUGCUACCCUUCGGUACCGAGGCCCUGGGGUGCUGCCCUGGGGGGCCCUGGAGGAGGAGGAGGACGGACAGAGGAGCAUCCAGUCGGUUGCAGAAGCCACACAAAAGGAGCUGCAGGAGCCUGGCCCUUCCCGGGAACUGCCGUGGCCCAUGCAGGCCAGACGGGCACACAGACAGGGCCUUGCCAGGAACCAAGUGGCUCAGGGCUCGGGGUCCAGGGCCACCCACUGGACUCUUCUGCUUCGGAGGUCCAAGGAGAAGGUGCGGGAAGGCCUGCGCUCCGUGCAGCCCUGGGAUUGGACGCUGAAGAGGAUUGGGGGCCAGUUUGGCGCCGGCACCGAGUCCUACUUCUCCCUGCUGCGCUUCCUGCUGCUUCUCAACGUGCUGGCCUCCGUGCUUACAGCCUGCAUGAUUCUGCUGCCCACCUGGUUGGAAGGGGCUCCCCCUGGUCCCCCUGCCCCUAACGCCUCCUCACCCUGCGGCUCCUACAUGCCCGGCUCUCAGAGCCUGGUCACCUUCUCCACCCAUCUCUUCAAUUUCCUCUCCGGAGAGGGUUUUCUAGAAUGGUCUCCUCUCUUCUAUGGGUUCUACCCGCCCCGCCCACACCUGGCCAUCACCUACCUGUGCUCCACCUUUGCCAUUUGCCUCCUCUACCUGCUGCUCAUCCUGCACCGCUCGGUGUCUGGGCUGAAGCAGACGCUGUUGGCUGAGUCAGGGGCCGUGACCAGCUACAGCCACCGCGUGUUCUCCGCCUGGGACUUUGGCCUCAGCGGGGAGGUCCACGUGCGGCUGCGCCAGCGCAACAUCCUAUUUGAGUUGCAGGUGGAGCUGGAGGAAGCAGCGGUGCGGCGCCAGGCUGCGGUGCGGACGCUGGGCCAACAAGCCAGGGUGUGGUCGGUGCGGUUGCUGCUCAACAUGGCGGUGUUGGCACUCCUGGGGGCAGCCUUCUACGGCGUCUACUGGGCCACAGGGGCCACUGUGGAGCUGCAGGAGAUGUCUUUUAUCCAGGGAAUGCCACUGCCGAAGCUCGUGGUGGAUUACCUUCCGUCCAUCUUCAUCUCCGGGGUCAACUUCGUGCUGCCACCGGUGUUCAAGCUCAUUGCCCCACUGGAGGGCUACACCAGGAGCCGCCAGAUCGUUUUUAUCCUGCUCAGGACAGUGUUUCUCCGCCUGACCUCCCUGCUGGUCCUGCUCAUCUCUCUCUGGAAUCAGAUCACUUGCGGGGGAGAUGCGGACGCUGAGGAGUGCAAAACCUGUGGCUACAAUUACAAAGAACUUCCGUGCUGGGAGACUCGCCUGGGACAGGAGAUGUACAAACUCCUGCUGUUUGAUCUCCUGACCGGCCUGGCAGUCACGCUGCUCAUCCAGUUUCCUCGGAAGCUGCUGUGUGGCCUCUGUCCCGGGGCGCUGGGUCGUUUUGCGGGGACCCUGGAGUUCCAGGUGCCUGACGAAGUGCUGGGGCUCAUCUACGCACAGACAGUGGUCUGGGUGGGGAGUUUUUUCUGCCCUUUACUGCCUUUGCUCAACACGGCCAAGUUCCUGCUGCUUUUCUAUUUGAAGAAGAUCACCCUCUUCUCCACCUGCUCCCCGGCCUCCCGCACCUUUCGGGCCUCCACUGUGAACUUCUUCUUCCCCCUGGUCCUUCUCCUGGGUCUGGCCAUCUCCACCGUUCCUGUGCUUUAUAGCAUCUUCCUGAUCCCACCUUCUAAGCUGUGUGGUCCAUUCCGGGGGCAGUCGUCCAUCUGGGCCGAGAUCCCCGAGUCUAUUUGCAAGCUCCCUCAGACUGCCCAGAAAUUUCUCUUCUUCCUGGGGACCCAGGCUUUUGCUGUGCCCCUUCUGCUGAUCUCCAGCAUCCUGAUGGCGUAUACCGUGGCCCUGGCUAACUCAUACGGACGCCUCAUCUCUGAACUCAAACGCCAGAUAGAGACGGAGGCGCAGAAUAAAGUCUUCCUGGCACAGCGCGCUGUGGCGCUGAGCUCGGCCAACAGAGCUCUUUGACCUGUCCAGCCUGGCUCAGGGUGACCUCCCACUUUCAGACCCAGACCUGCCCUCAGAUCCUUUGUAAGCCUCGGCCACAUCAUUUGGAAAAUAAGCGAACUGGAGAAGACUCCAUGCUUUUCCAGCCCUGGGAUUCACUGCUAAGUCCCUGACUCUCCAGUGAACCUCUUUCUAGUACCAAUAAACACAGCUGAGGCUGCUGAGUGCUUUUUGAAACUCGCGUCCAGAAGGCGGGGCAAGGCAUCAGCGGGACAUAAACCAAUCAAAUGUGUUUACCUGUGGGUCGGCGCGGCGGGCUCUUCCGC
Globicephala melas (long-finned pilot whale) is the source of this 2655-nucleotide messenger RNA. RefSeq names its product transmembrane channel like 4 (gene TMC4). Lineage: Eukaryota; Metazoa; Chordata; Mammalia; Artiodactyla; Delphinidae. Gene Ontology annotation, molecular function: mechanosensitive monoatomic ion channel activity. The record is from RefSeq and is a predicted model, not a curated record. Gene Ontology annotation, cellular component: plasma membrane.